AAAACAGUCAUCAGUGCAGUCGCAAACCGAGCAGGCAGUUAUAGUAAUAUUCAAAUCAAGGCUGCUGAACAUUAGGAUCCAAACGCUCGGUCGCGCAGGUUGUGUGUAGUCGGUCUUUCGUUUGAGAAAAUCUACUCUUGGUGGAAGCAAAAUUAUUAUUAUUUAUCUUCACUUGUCCCGUUCAUCACGUUAUCUACUUAUCAGGGAAUAAAAACGUUGUGUGCUGCAGAACGGAGAGAAAAUUGAGGUUUUUGUAAUCGAUUAUACGGGCAGUGAAUUGAAUCGAAGCUUUGUGUAUCCGACGGUGCGCGGUUCGAAUACGAAAAUAAUAAUUGUUCAGUGUGCCACAUUACAGGAAAAGUGACAACUUUGACCAAAUACUGGCAAGGUUUAGUGUUGGAAGCUACCGAAAAAUAUAUUGAUGAAAUUUAUUAUAUUUGCUGGUAAAAGCGAAUCCUCUGGAAACACCGUUCCCUCCAACAGGGCCAACUUGUAGUGAAGUGCAUUGCCACCGUGGUUUAUUUAUUGAUUGAUCUGUGUUUGGAAAUAUCGUCUGCUGCAAGCGAGCUGUCAAAAUCCAUACAAAAUGAACGGAUACGCAGACCUGUCGAGCUCCAUAGAAAACAACCGAAAUUGCCUACGACGAAUCGCCCGACAUGACGAUCAGGAAUUUUCGAACCAAAGUAUUCUCAACGCCAUGGAAAAGUUUGUAAAGACAGUCAAUGCCAUGGAGGAGACUAUACUCGUGCCCUGCCGGCUAAUGGACCGAAAGGUUGGCGACUCGACCGACACAACACCCGUGGAACAGAAGCAACAUUCCCAUCAUCACAUGAAAAAGACCGGUAAAGCGUCCGUGCGGGACGCGCUGAACACAUCGGACUUGUUUAAACUGUACAAUAUGCUGAACAUUGUCAAAGUGGAUUUGCUGUGGGGUCGUCAGGAUGCCGAGGAGGUUUCCGAGUUACCUAACACGACAUGCUCAUCUGCGGUCACGACGGAACUUCAAGACAAAAACGCUGUUCGUUACAAGCAGAAAUCGGCCUCGCCGGCUCCGGUCCAGCAGCCAGCGGCAGUGAUCAGCAACAGCUCAGAACAAGGUCUAACCAGCAGUACAAGUGAUACGACAGGAAACAGCAUAAAGGGUCACAUUCGGCGUCCGAGCACAGUGUCCACAACUUCAACUAACAGCGUAAGCACACUGAGCGAUUGCGAGAGUGAAAUCAGUGCCGAGAAUGAUUCCGGAAUUGAGUCCGAGGGUAGCGUGGAUCAGGACAAAAGCGCCGAGCUGGCCAAACAGUUCCGAACGCACCUUCUAGGAUUGUACCGAUCACUGGAACAGAUGACCGAUGCGGCCAACUAUUUGACCAAUCGGUAUCAAAACGAUGUCGGACCAGUCUAAGAAAGCGUGCGGUUUGUAAGGCCCACCAAACAAAAUAGAGGUAGAAGAUAGACGGAAAAUGUUCCCCCGGUGAUAGCAAAGUGUCCCCGAGACUACACAGGCAAAUGAUCGCGCAGCGCGCGUGCGCGUUGAGGUAUAGGUGAACGUGAAACCAAAUUUCUAUAAAACAAAAAAAAUAAUAUAAAGAAAAUUGCAGAAGCAUGCAUUAGCGGCAGACGCUGUAUGCAUGUACGUCAGCCGAUAUCUUUUGCGUUUCGUACGAUUCCUCUACCGUUCUGUUUAGAUAAGUAUGCGUAGAUGAGAGAGUGAGUGAACGGCAUGAGUGUUUUGGAAUGAUAGUAGAACCCAUUUGCCUUGCGAAUGAGAUACGAAAUGAAAAUGAUGCAGAAACAGACACACACAAAGUUAGUAAAAUAUCAGUAGGGUUUUAAAUAGAUCUGCGAAUGUAUGAGUAAGCCUCAGAUCUCUCGCGCUUGAUGAGCUAGAUGAGUGGUUGGCUUCAAUGAGAACGGCACUCAUGCAUUUGUGCAUUUGUCUCAUUCGCUCGCGCUUAGUUGGUUUCGUUCACAUUAGUCGGUCUCUAGAAUAACAAGGUUGCUGCUAUUUAGUAGAAAGAUGACUAAUCAAUAUUUAAAUUAGCAAAGAAAGUAAACAAGGUGAACUAGAUUAUUUAUUGUAAAAUAACUAAAACUGCGCUGAAACAUUUUUCUUGGAUUAAACGCUUGUGUGCCUGCUUUUUUUUAAUUUGUGCGAAGAGUACGUAUGUGUUAGGUCAUAGCGCAAAUGAGAUAACGGAAAGAAGAAUAAGGCAAUCAGGUGCGGUAAGCUGGAAGGCGACAUGUGUUUUGAGAUUAUCGAAAUCAUUUACACCUACUACAAUGAAAGUAAAGUGAGAAUGUAAUUCAGAAAGUGCCAGCAGAAGACAGUUUAGGUUUAGUGACUAAACAAUGGAAGGAAAAAAUCAGUGAUAUAGUUGAAGAAUGUUAUCUCGAAGAGAGAGAGGGAGAGAGAAUUUGUAGAUACAAUAUCAAAUCAAUGUCAAACAGACGUGUGCGAGUAAGAUAUUUUUGCAAAACUUUGAAAACACUGUAUAUAUUUGUUUUGUAAACAUUAGCGUAUCUCUUUGGGGGGUUUUCUUCGUGACUGGUAGUUAAGAAGCUAAUGAAGAAGAAUACGACGUGUAAACUGUAUGAGCUUUGUACAGCACACUUGAAUUUGGGUGACAUGGUUUCAAUCUUUAAUCUGUUUUCUGCAUAAAGCUUUUAGGUUGAACUUAGUCGUUAUGGUGGCAGUUUAAACUGACUGACUUCAGUUCGUAAUUUGAAAAUAUAAAGACGGGAUGAUAAUAGUCAGUGAUCGCGUUUCUGUAGCAUGAUUUGGUGUUUGCCGUCGAUCUUAUUAUAUGCAAUUUAUCAAAAGAACACCAUUGCAAUGGAAAGUAAGAUGGGAUAAUUGCAUUUGCGGUAUUCAGAGUUUCAAAUUCGUAGGCGAAGUUUCUAUUUAAAUUUUUUACUUUAAAAUUGAUAUUGCCGCCGAAUGAUACUUAUCUCUGCGAGUGUGGCCAGAAAAGAGAUUACAAAGCUCACCUCCUUUUUGUUUCGCUACGACACAGUUGGUAUCUUUCUUGUUGUUGCUUUGUUCCAUCCAAGAUUUCCUAUUUACUGCUUGCAACGAGUCGUACGUGCAUACCAAGCCGGACCACGCCAGUUGCUAUCCAAGUUUAAUUUCCUCGGGCGCAAAGGAUUGCGCAAGUCGGGCUUGAACAGCUCGAUUAGUGCAUCAAAUGUUUCUAAACAUGGGAACACUGCCUAUUACUCAAACAAGUACCUUAUGUACACACUGAAUUGAAACGCUUCUUCAUCAACAGUUACUGUUUGCUUCUUGUUCAGCUUUUAGGGUUUUGCUCAAGGUAGACUUAACAGCUAGUGAUAAGGUUAUUUCAUUUAUUAUAAUUACUUUCCCUUUAUAGGGCUGAUCAGCAAACAAACGUCAUUUCCGACAAAAAAGUGACAGCUAGCGAAAUCCAACUGUGCCGAACCAAAAACUCGCCCUCUUUGCUACGUGAAAAAUAAAAAUCUUUAUCUACUUCCAACACAAUUCAAGUGGAAGUUGAGAAAACGAUGACACGAUAAUCUUUUUAUCUCUCUUAGUUUUCAUUUGACGUGCACAAUCCAGCUCUUGUUGUUCGGCCAAACACUACAACAAUGGACUACGACGACUUUAUUCGUUCGCUAUCCGUUGAGUUGAAAGGGAAAUUGCAAUAAAAGGCGAUUAAGUAAAAUUGGCAGAGGUGAGCGAGUAUGGGGUGGAAAAAAUGUUCAGGGGACGGCAUGCGAAGCAAAUAUUUCAGGCAAGGCUACAGAACCAGAAAGUGAAGUGUUUCAUAUGAUUUAUGUUUAGUGUUGAUGCAUUCCGUUAUCUUUAAUUAACUGACACAUAGAGAAAGGCGUUUUUCUUUUCGCUGCAUUAAAAGAAACAGUAAUAGUCCACAGUUUAUGCAACUG
This is a messenger RNA of Topomyia yanbarensis, 3903 nucleotides long. RefSeq lists its product as uncharacterized. The record is from RefSeq and is a predicted model, not a curated record. Bases 587 to 1399 code for a protein of 270 amino acids. Lineage: Eukaryota; Metazoa; Arthropoda; Insecta; Diptera; Culicidae. The transcript is spliced from 3 exons. Gene Ontology annotation, cellular component: cytosol. Gene Ontology annotation, biological process: regulation of lipid biosynthetic process.